AUGGCCGCGUUUGACAAUGUGAUAUCAGGGCUCCAGCAGUUAUAUGCUCCGAAAAUGGAGGAGGAGGACAACAUAUCAACGAUAGAGAGGUUCCGUUUGUCGUACGACGGACCGGACCUAGAAUUCAUACAACGGAUUCGGAGAAUGUACGAGCGGGUUCCUUUUGGCAAAAGCAAGGAUGAAGAUGAAGGUGGGCGCAAACGGAAAAGACGGAAGCCCAAAUUCCUGACCAGGCUGAAAAAUGAUUUAGAAUUUAGAAGGAAGAUCAUUCUAACCAUUGGAUUGCUUUGGUCGUUUAUUAUCCUGGGCUGGAUCAUUGGGCAGUUCGGCCCAUCAUUCCUUGAUCUCCAAAUCAUCACCUCCACCACCAUAAAGAAAGGAUCCGCCUUCAUGACGGCUAAUUCCGUGGGUUACCUGACGGGAUCGCUCCUCUGUGGUAUCUUGUUUGACACCUACAAUAAACUGUUCCUGCUGUUUCUAUCCGUCCUGGGGAACGCAGUUACGGCGGCCAUUAUUCCCUGGUGCUCUGUGUACGAGAUCAUGGUCAUCAUUCACAUAGCUAAAGGGACGUUUUGUGGCGCUCUAGAUGCCAUUUGUAAUGCCGAAAUAGUCUACACUUGGGGUGAAGAGGGACGAGCAUAUAUGCAGGCACUUCAUUUUUGCUUCGCUAUGGGAGGAAUUAUAUCACCAAUGGCAACGGCGCCUUUUUUGGCACCAAAGCACAACACAUUUUUCCUGAGUAAAACUCCGGUGGAUUUCUAUAUACCGGAAGCAAAUUUCGACACUGUAACGGUCGCAGUCAAUGGAACGAAAGCCGCCCCGGAUGUGAAAGUUACAUUGGAUUCCGUCUUAAAUGUUUCAGUAACCAAAAAUAUCACAUAUAUAACAAAGUUAAUUCCCCACCCUCCUCCCGAAUCUCGGAUUUAUAUAGCCUACCUGCUGUCCGCUUUCCUGGCAUCAACUGCAGCCGUAUACUUUUUCGUUUUGUACAGAAAAUCUAUAACGAGGAAGCCGAAGAAGCUUAAAAAGAGACAGAAAACGGAAGAACCCCUGUCUAAAGUUCUUCCUCUGAAAUCCAAAAUAAUAGCAAUCUUCAUCAUGAUGUGCAUCAUGGGUUGCUACAGCGCUAUAGAAGAUACGUUCGCCGGGUUUUUGGCCACGUUCUGCGUGAAACAAAUGGAUUGGUCGAAAUCUGCUGGAUCUUUUGCAACAUCGCUUUACUGGGCGGCAUUCGGAGUGGGACGUUUUUGUGGCAUAUUUAUCGUGCGCUUUCUAACUCCUGUGCGCAUGAUCUGCAUGUACAGCGGUCUUCUCAUUGUAGCUUUUACAGGAUUAUUUUUGACAUCCAACGAAGGCUAUGACGCGGGAGUCUGGGUUUGUGCCACGCUAGCUGGAUUUGCGCUCUCCAUUAUAUUCCCAACCAUGUUCAUUUGGACGGAGGAAGAACUGUUAACAAUAACGGGAAAAGUUGCAUCACUCUUUUUGAUUGCGUCAUCAUCCGGUACCAUGGUUAACCCAAUAGUGCUGGGAACUUUGAUGGACAAGCUGACGCCCAUGUGGUUUUGCUACCUACUCUUCACAGAGAGUGUGUUAUUAUUGGUGUUUUACCUGAUAGCCCAGCAUGUGGCUUCUGUUGUCCACGCUCCUAAAAGAGAGAAAGAGGGUAAAUUUGAUGACGUUCGCCCCGUAUUUUAUGACGAUUUCGACCCACGAAGUUUCUUAUCUGACAAAACGAAGGAACGGAAAUCUGACGUGAAUCCCGACCUUACAUUCACGAUCAUUCCUUUACAUGACGAGGGUCCAAAAGUAACAGAUAUGAAUGUGAAGGAAAACACCCUACCGUUCAGUGGGAGUGACGAGGAAUCGGAGACGGAGUCUCUGUUGACGAAUGAAGACCACGCCCAGAAUCACUCUUGACGAAUGAACACCACGUCCAGAAUCUCUGAUGACGAAUGAAGACCACGCCCAGAAUAUCUCUUGACGAAUGAAGACCACCCACAGUUGUGGGGAAAUAACCGCAAAAUCAUUCUUAUCAAAAUGUGCUCAUUCAAGAUACAUGUAUUUGUAUUCAUAUAACAGUUUAGAAAUAUAUUUGAUUAAAAAAUUAAA
This is a messenger RNA of Ostrea edulis (European flat oyster), 2109 nucleotides long. RefSeq names its product sodium-dependent glucose transporter 1A-like. The record is from RefSeq and is a predicted model, not a curated record. The transcript is spliced from 4 exons. The coding region runs from base 1 to 1917 and encodes 638 amino acids. Lineage: Eukaryota; Metazoa; Mollusca; Bivalvia; Ostreida; Ostreidae. Gene Ontology annotation, biological process: transmembrane transport.